AUGAAGUACAGAGCCCUGCGGGCACAACGCUUGGCCGCCCUGAACGCGGUCCUGUGGGAUGAGGAGGCGGGUGCCUGGUUCGACUACGACCUUGAGAACAAGAAGAAGAACGGGGAGUUUUACCCAUCCAACCUCACUCCACUCUGGGCCGGGUGUUUCUCUGACCCUGGAAUGGCGGACAAGGCUCUGAAAUACCUGGAGGACAGCCGGAUCCUGAUCUACCAAUAUGUCCCAGAAUUGGAUCCGAACCAACUUUGAUGUCUAUUUGCAAAAGUCAGUCAUGU
Messenger RNA from Sapajus apella (tufted capuchin), 284 nucleotides. Its product is annotated as trehalase-like. Lineage: Eukaryota; Metazoa; Chordata; Mammalia; Primates; Cebidae. Bases 1 to 258 code for a protein of 85 amino acids. The record is from RefSeq and is a predicted model, not a curated record. Gene Ontology annotation, biological process: trehalose catabolic process. The transcript has 2 exons. Gene Ontology annotation, molecular function: alpha,alpha-trehalase activity.